CCCAAGGCUAAGCAGAAAGCAUUGCACCGCAACUAGUUUUGUUUUGGUUUUUAACGAUGUCAGGCGUCAUGGCCAUGCCAUCUUUGGUCGUCCAGUCCGCCACUCCCCUUCAGUCCCGCGUUGCUGCUCCAGCCGCCCUGGCCCCCAGCGCUCCAGCACCUGCUUCGGGCCUCUCCAGCUUCUCUGGCAUCGCUGUGGCCGCCACCGCGGCUGCGGCAGCUGGGGUGGCUGGGGCAGUGCGACGCUCCAAGCGCAGUACCUUGGCCAAGGGGGUGAAGGUCAGCGCAGUGAAGAACCACCGCAGCCUGAGGGAUGCCAAGGUGGUGGUGUGCGCAGGUGUCAACUUCCCUGAGGGCCGCAAGCUGCGAGUGGCAGUGGUGGGUGGUGGACCCGCAGGUGCCAGUGCUGCAGAUCAGCUGGCAAAGGAUGGAGUCGAGACAUAUUUGAUCGAGAGAAAGAUGGACAACUGCAAGCCAUGUGGUGGAGCCAUCCCACUGUGUAUGAUUGAUGAAUUCGACCUGCCAAAGAACAUUGUGGAUCGGCAGGUGCGCAAGAUGACCAUGAUCUCACCCACCAACAAGGAGGUUCAAAUUGGUCAGACCUUGAAGGAUGAUGAGUACAUUGGCAUGGUCCGCCGAGAGGUCUUGGACGAUUUCCUUCGGCAGAGGGCCAAGAAAAACGGAGCCACCUUGAUCAACGGGCUGUUCUUGGGUAUGACCUUGCCAGAGAAGAAGGGUGAUUCCUAUGUUCUGACCUACAAUGAUUACGAGGAUGAGCAGGGCAAUGCCCGGAAAGGCGUGAAGAAGAGCCUGGAGGUGGACGUGGUCAUCGGUGCGGAUGGGGCGAACAGCCGCGUGGCGAAGGACAUCGAGGCCGGAGACUACGAGUACGCCAUCGCCUUCCAGGAGCGCAUGAAGAUCCCUGAGCAGAAGAUGGACUACUACAAGGACCGUGCGGAGAUGUAUGUGGGUGAAGACGUGUCUCCGGACUUCUAUGCCUGGGUUUUCCCCAAGUGCGAUCAUGUGGCCGUGGGCACUGGCACAGUGGUGGACAAGAAGGGCAUUCAAAGGUACCAGCAGGGCAUCCGUGACAGGGCAGCCACCCGCAUUGAUGGUGGCGAGAUCAUUCGGGUUGAGGCGCGCCCCAUCCCAGAGCAUCCCCGCCCUUGGCGCGUAAAGGACCGCGCCAUCCUGGUUGGCGACGCCGCAGGCUACGUCACCAAGUGCAGUGGCGAGGGCAUCUACUUUGCUGCCAAGAGCGGUCGAAUGUGUGCGGAGACCAUUGUGAAGAACUCCAAGCAGGGCGUCCGCAUGAUCGAUGAGGCUGAUCUUAUGGAACACCUCAGGGAGUGGGACGGCAAGUACGGCCCUACCUACCUGGUGUUGGAUUUGUUGCAGAAGGUCUUCUACACCUCCGAUGCGGCCAGGGAGAGCUUCGUGGAAUUGUGCGAGGAGGAGUACGUGCAGAAGGUCACCUUCUGGCCGAGUGCUCAAGUUGCCAUGCUCGCUGAGCUGUUCCCACCGGGUCCUGGCACGGCCAGCCCGGCCCGCCCGGCCAGCACGGCCACGGCCGCAACACCCAAGGUGGUGUCGCCCAGGCCCUACCAUGGCUGGCAGCUGUGCACUCCUGUGAUGUGCUUGGUGGCCGCUAGGGCCGCUGGAAGGGGUAAAAGGGCCCAAAGAAGGGCACAAGCACAGAGAGGAGUAGAUGUUUGGCGCAGCUUGCCAGGGGAAAUUCCCAAAAACAUGGAUGUGAUUUUGCGAAAUCGCUACAAUGAUGUGGUCUUAGAAGAGCUGGACGACCUAGACUUGAGCCCAUUUCGCACCCUAGCAGUGAUCCGUCUUCCAAUCCAAUGGGUACCUCAAGUUGGACAGCUUCGGCGACAAGUCUUUCGUCAAGGCUCAACGCAGCACUUGGCCCUGAAGUUUGCUUUGGAAGAACAUGGGGGCUUCCUGGGCAUUGCGGUGGACAUCCCACAAGCCACCUAUCUUCCGCGGGGAUGUGUUGGAGCUGAAGUGGUCCAACUGUCAUUUGAGGAGGAUUUGGUGCAUGCCACUCUGCGAGGCGUUAGCAUGCUUCGCAUCAUUGAUAGGGUGAAGAUGCCAGAUGACCAUGGCAUACGAGCACCUCUGAUGCAAGAGGUGUUGGAGUACACAGACUUAGAAAGGAAGGAAGGUAUGGAGGUCUUGCUAGAAGAGACCAAGAAAGUGGAGAAGCUCUUCGUUCACUGUGGCCAGUUGCAGAAGGAGACUGGCAUCUUUGCUGCGGGGGAUCUGUCCAAAACACCUCUAGGGACCCUGGCGCAGGCUGCCUCAGAAAACUUGGCUGAUGUGAACCUCUGUGGUGUCCGGCAGGAAGAGCACCGCGGCCCCGUGGUGGCAAGUCAUGCUGCUGUCUUUGCAUUUGGCGUGCAGAAACAGGCUGACUUCCUUUGUGAUCCUUUCUCGGCCCUUCGCCGUCUUCGUACUCUGAGUAGAUUUUUGAAUCUCAUGGACUCCUACCUCUACAAGACCGUGCAAGGCAAUGACCCCAUGGGUGAUCUGAAGCUGGGAUGGAAAACCUUGAGCUCCCUGUACAAGUUCAACAAUCAGAAGACCCCCGAUCCCAUGCGAACUUUGGCAUAGGCCAACGGGGGCCCCCACUGGGGAAGCCGACCCACCAAAGGAUCCCAAAAAGGCCAGCUUUGUAGCUGCGUGGGCCGAUAUCCAA
This is a messenger RNA of Cladocopium goreaui, 2709 nucleotides long. The record is from the annotation of a GenBank genome assembly. NCBI's taxonomy places the organism in Eukaryota, Dinophyceae, Suessiales, Symbiodiniaceae.